AUGUCGGACAAGAAAGAGCUCCCAUCCUGGCAACGGCAUGCUACCGAUGCGUCCACCCAAGCCGCCACACAAGAACACGAUCCAAGUCUCUCGCCCAUUGACCGUGUGCGCCGCUUCCUCCAGGACCCUGCCGUCAAAGAUGCCCCGUUCGACAAGAAGAAGGCUUUCUUGUUAUCCAAGAACAUUUCCGAAGACAUGAUCUACCAAGUCAUAGGCUCAGAGGAUAGCCAACACACGCCUGCCACAGAUGGUUCCGACGACGCCGCACAACAAGACCCUUCAACCUAUGUCAAGACAACAGAUGGCUCGCAAGAAGCAGCCAAUCAGGAGUUCGACGCCUCCAAAGCCCUCUCCUUCUCGGCCGCCGAAUUUACCUCCAAUCGUCCGUCUGCUGCUCCUCGACCACAAAGAGACGUGCCUCCCAUCAUCACAUACCCUGAAUUUCUCGUUCAACCUCAAAAACCUCCGCCGCUGGUUACUGUAGGCCGACUCAUAAAUGCUACAUACAUAGCUGGCGCCGUGACUGCUUCUGCCUAUGCCUUAUCCAAAUACAUCAUCGCCCCCAUGGCCGACAAUCUGAAUCACGCUCGUCAUGAUAUGUUUGAACACACCUCUCAACAGGUCACCGGGUUCAAUGACAAGCUGUCCAAGUUGGUAUCCACUGUGCCUCAUACAGUGAAAUCCUCAACAUCUACACCGGCUGAGUUCGUCGAUUUCGAUAUGGACAGUGUCACCUCGGACCCUACCGAGCUCUUCCAUCGUGAUGUUGGCACCCAGACUUCUCCCUCCCUCUCUCGCCGUACAAGUCUUUCCUCUGAUGCUGAGAUUGCAAACCCCGACUCGGUGCCUCAGAAGCAAGCCACACGACUUGAGAUCAUGAAAUCGCAUCUGUCAGAGCUUCUGGAAGGCACCGAAAACAACGGCACAAACAACCAAACUUUGCAAGCAAGCAUCAGCGAGACAAGAUCCUACCUUGACGGCCUCUACUAUACCCCGCCAUCAUAUUCGUGGAACGCAGACAACUCACUCAAUGCAUCAAGUUCCUCUAAGGACAAGCAGCCUGACGCUGCUGUAGCCCUGAAAGCAGAGAUCCGAGGCGUAAAGGGCGUGCUCCUCAGCGCCAAAAGAUUCCCUUCAGUUGGCAGGGUUGGCGCUUAG
Molecule: messenger RNA, 1158 nt
Organism: Aureobasidium namibiae CBS 147.97
Lineage: Eukaryota; Fungi; Ascomycota; Dothideomycetes; Dothideales; Saccotheciaceae
Exons: 2
Coding region: 1-1158 (385 amino acids)
Biological process (GO): protein import into peroxisome matrix, docking
Cellular component (GO): peroxisomal importomer complex; peroxisomal membrane
Molecular function (GO): signaling receptor binding
Source: RefSeq, a predicted model, not a curated record